This is a messenger RNA of Mobula hypostoma (lesser devil ray), 2324 nucleotides long. Its product is annotated as organic cation/carnitine transporter 2-like. The transcript is spliced from 10 exons. The coding region runs from base 53 to 1720 and encodes 555 amino acids. Lineage: Eukaryota; Metazoa; Chordata; Chondrichthyes; Myliobatiformes; Myliobatidae. Gene Ontology annotation, biological process: transmembrane transport; quaternary ammonium group transport. Gene Ontology annotation, molecular function: quaternary ammonium group transmembrane transporter activity. Gene Ontology annotation, cellular component: membrane. The record is from RefSeq and is a predicted model, not a curated record.
CGUUCCAAGCUUCGGGAAGAAAGUCGCUGUCUGCGCUGUGGCUGCCGCUAACAUGCGGGAUUACGAUGAAGUUACCGCUUUCUUGGGAGGCUGGGGACCACAUCAGAAACUCCUCUUCUCCCUUCUGAGUGUCAGCGUCAUUCCGAAUGGUUUCACCGGAUUAAGCAUAAUUUUCGUCGGAGAUAUCCCAGAACAUCACUGCUUAAUUCCCGAGAAUCUCAACCUCAGCGAAGCAUGGAGGAACAAGACCAUCCCUCUACAAGGCGCCGAACAGCAGCGCAGCAAGUGCAGUCGGUACCGGCUGGACGUGAUAAUGAACCUUUCGGAAACGUUCCCCGACCCCGAUUUCCUCAACAUGUCUGAGAUCGAACAGGAACCGUGUCUGGAUGGAUGGGAGUACAGUAAGGAGCAGUACAUCUCCACUAUCGUCUCCGAGUGGGACUUGGUAUGUAACAAUGACUGGAAAGAGCCGUUCGUUAUGUCAGUAUACUUCAUGGGAGUGUUAGCAGGUUCCAUUAGUUUUGGAAUAUUAUCAGACAGGCUUGGGAGGAAAAUUGUUAUGUUUGGGACAAUGGUGCUACAGGUUGCAUUCAAUGUGCUUAUCACAUUCUCACCAAACUUGGAAAUCUUCUGCCUGAUUAAUUUCUUCAAAGGUUUUGGUGAGGUUUCAAAUUUUAUGGCUGCCUUUAUUCUUGGAUCUGAACUUCUUGAAAAAUCCAUUCGGAUUACAUAUUCUACACUUGGAGUCAGCAUGUGUUUUUCAGUAGGCUAUAUGAUCCUGCCUUUUGUCGCAUAUUUCAUAAGAGAAUGGAAGAUGCUAAUAUUGACCCUGGCUCUCAGCUGUUUGUUGUAUAUUCCUUUGUGGUGGUUUAUUCCUGAAUCUCCACGCUGGCUAUUAUCUAAAGGAAGAGUAAAGGAAGCUGAAUCAAUACUUCGACUCAUGGCAAAGAAAAAUGGUGUCACUCCUCCAGCGAUGCUUUUCAGUGAACUUGAGUUCGAACACAUAAAGAACAAUAAAGUAAAAUCUGUUCCAGUUACCCAGUUGUUAAAAACCUGUAAUACCCGAACUAUCACAAUCAUUAAUAUUCUGAUCUGGAUGAUUAUAACAAUGGGAUACUAUGGUCUAUCAUUGAACAUAUCCAAUCUCCAUGGUGAUGACUAUUUGAAUUGUUUCCUCUUUGCUGCCUCAGAGAUUCCAGCUAACAUAGCAACAUGGCUUCUCUUCCAGAAGUUUCCACGCAGGUUCAGCAUUUCAAGUGUUCUUUUUCUCAGUGGAAGUAUCCUGCUCCUCAGUCAGCUCAUCCCAUCACAUUUUUUAUCACUUGCUACAGUGCUGGUGGUAAUUGGAAAUUUGGGAAAUACAUGUGCUUUUUGCAUGGUUUAUGUCUACACCGCAGAACUGUAUCCAACCUCAUUGAGAAGUACCGGUAUCGGAGUGAGUUCAAUGGCAUCCAGGAUCGGAAGUAUCCUUUCACUUUACAUUAUUUACCUUGACGCUUAUCAAGAGAAUCUGUCAUUGAUUGUGAUCGGGGUGUUAACAAUGUUCGCAGCAAUUGCAGUUCUGUUUCUGCCAGAAACAUUUAACGUUCCUCUCCCAGAUAACAUUGACCAAAUGCAAAAAAUCUAUUGGUUCAAAAGUACAAGACUUGUUCACUCUAAUUUAGGCAAAAAUGAAAAGAUGAAAAAAAGUAGGGUGAUCCUUCUAGAAGAAGCUGCUUAACACUCUUUGACGACAAAUCUUCAGCGGCAGAGAAACAACUGAAGAUUUCAUCACAAAUUGGAUCAUGGAUUGGCAGAUUCUUCUGUGAGAUUGAAAGUGAGAAGAAUGGGAGUCCUCCUUAAAAUGCUCAGAUGAUCUGCAAGGGACAGGAUUUGAUCUUACUAAGUUUUAACAAAACAUAUUUCCUGGAUUUUUUUCUGUAAGAUAUUUGGAGAAAAAACAAUUUGAAAUUUUUUGGCUUCUUUGAAUCGAGUUACCUUUUCAUCACCGGAUAUCAUUCUCUUCAUAGAACUACUUAUUAAAUGUAAUGAAACGUAGCACAAAAUCUACCCAGUACAGUGGUUUCCUUUAGGAUUGUUAUCUGCUAUCAACUGUUGCUUCCGCUAUAUUCCUCCAGCUUUGCUCCAGACUUCUGCUUUCGAGUUUAGUAUAGGUCAUUAUAUUAGUAACCUACCUCUAUUUAUUCACAUGCAAGUUUUGGAUGCUGUUUGCAAUGCCAGUAUUUGUUGCAUAUCCUUCAAGGCUCCAAAUUGAGGAAGCAGUUAAAAAUCAGUCAGACUGAUAUACUUGAAAUCAUACUAAAAGCACACUAAGGAUAUAUUUC